Messenger RNA from Gavialis gangeticus (Gharial), 2750 nucleotides. It is a transcript of the gene SLC16A6, whose product is annotated as solute carrier family 16 member 6. The record is from RefSeq and is a predicted model, not a curated record. NCBI's taxonomy places the organism in Eukaryota, Metazoa, Chordata, Crocodylia, Gavialidae. Gene Ontology annotation, biological process: monocarboxylic acid transport; transmembrane transport. Bases 127 to 1704 code for a protein of 525 amino acids. The transcript has 6 exons. Gene Ontology annotation, molecular function: monocarboxylic acid transmembrane transporter activity.
GCUACAGUAGCGCUGCCGCCGCGGAGCAGGGACCGGCAGCUGCACCGGGACCGGGGGGCUCGGGGCGGCCCUCGCUGCCGGCUCCCGCGUGCCUGCGCCCGCCCCGCCCUCCAUUCUAGAUUCAAAAUGACUGUCAAAGCUGUAAAGAUGUCGUGCACUGCUCCAAACGUUUAUACUAAAGUGCCUGACGGAGGAUGGGGUUGGACUGUUGCUUUUGCUUUCUUCUUCGUGGAAGCGCUUACGUAUGGCAUCAUAAAAUCAUUUGGAGUCUUCUUUAAUGACCUGAUGGAAAGUUUUGAUGAAACCAACAGCAGAAUAUCCUGGAUAAUCUCCAUAUGCGUAUUUGUGCAAGCCUUUACAGCUCCCUUGUCAACAAUACUAAGCAAUCGCUUUGGUCACCGUCUGGUGGUGAUGGCUGGAGGGAUACUGGUCAGUGCCGGAAUGAUCACAGCUUCCUUUGCACACUCGGUUGCUGAAAUGUAUAUCACCAUUGGCGUAAUCUCCGGCUUGGGAUACUGCCUCUCCUUUCUCCCGACUGUCACCAUUUUGUCACAGUAUUUUGAAAAAAGACGUUCACUGGUCACUGCAGUGGCAUCUACAGGAGAAUGUUUUGCUGUCUUCUCUUUUGCACCAGCUAUUACUGCCUUGAAAGAGCAGAUUGGUUGGAGGUACAGUCUCCUAUUUGUUGGUAUGCUACAGUUGAACAUUGUCAUCUGUGGAUCGCUGCUGCGACCUAUUAUAAUCAAAGCGCAAGAAGUAGCAAAAGUAUUGCCAGUAGAAGAGCAAACAGAAACAAAGUACAUGCUUGAAAAUGAGCAAACGUGCACCUCAAUAGAGUCCUUCGACUCAGGAGUAGAAGUAACUACCUCACCUCGCAACGUGCCUGGAAAUGCCAAAACGGAGCUGAAAAGUGAAGAACCAAAGGAAACGGUCCAGAUGCUUGUCGACGCUAGCAGCUCCCCUGAAGAACCAAAAACCAAACUACAGCUACUGGACUUUUCUGUGAUGAAAGACUGUAGCUUUAUUUGUUAUGCACUCUUCGGUCUCUUUGCCACUCUGGGCUUCUUUGCCCCCUCACUGUACAUCAUUCCUCUCGGUCUCAGCUGUGGCAUUGACAAAGACCGUUCAGCCUAUAUAUUAUCUGCCAUGGCCAUUGCUGAAGUCUUUGGAAGAAUCGGUGCUGGCUGGAUCCUCAACAAAAAGCCUAUCCGCAAGAUUUACAUUGAACUCAUCUGUGUCAUUCUGCUGUCCAUUGCUCUGUUGGCAUUCCCGUUUGCCUAUGAAUUCUGGGGACUGAUGACGUGUAGCAUUUUUUUCGGGUUCAUGCUUGGGACCGUAGCAGGCACACACAUUCCUCUGUUAGCCGAAGAUGAUGUAGCUGGCAUUGAGAAGAUGUCUUCUGCAGCAGCAGUGUAUGUGUUUAUUCAGAGCUUAUCUGGGUUGGCUGGACCACCCCUGGCAGGUGUACUAGUGGACACAACGCAGAACUACAGGUCAGCUUUCUAUUCCUGUGCUGCUGGCAUGAUCCUCGGUAGUGUGUUCCUGGCCUUUGUCAGACCAUGCAAAACAGGACUGUGUCAAAAUCAGAAGCUGAACUUGGAGGAAAACACGUCAGAAGCUCCAGUAAAUUUACCAGAUGACUUUAUUGAAACAGAUAUUGGGAAAGUAGAUGAUUCAGGAAAAGGCUCUGAAAGCAUGGCCUAAAAGAAAAAAAAAAAAGCUGUUCUCCUUAACCUCCUAGAUGCUGUGCAAGACUGGGAAGGGAAAUGGAGUCAGCUCCACUCCAUAUUUUAAAUUCCACUCUAAAGGGAAUGCAAAGUUUUAAGUGUGAACAGUUGCUACCAACAUUUUCUUUAUACCCCCCUUUUUUAAAAAAAUAAAGAUUGCUUUUGAUAUAUUUUUAAUAUCUAGCAAUGGCAGAUUCCAUUUGAAAUAUGGCCAUGUGCUGCAAGCCAUGGAAGAAUAUUUCUGUCCAGCGUGAAAAUAAGUCACAUUCCUGCUUUCUUAAUAGUACCUAAAGGUUCUAUUGAUCAAGUAAAAGACUUUCAUAAGGACCUUAUGAAAGUCAAAAAUGGCUCAUACAACUAUAUUAACUAGCUCACAGUCUUUGUUAGCCUGCAAGCAUCUUGAAUGGCAAUCCCAGUUCAAUCGAAGUAGAUAUGCUGAAGUAGAGACAGUAACUAAACACACGUAACUUGAACUUUUGGGCUUUUCUACCUAAAGAAUAUGGAUUCUAGUUUUUAGAUUGCUUUUUUGGAUGUUUCAAGGGGUGGGGAAGGGGAUAAACUGAACAGCUGAUUUAUGACAUUGUUAAUGGUGGGGUUCUGGGGUUGUUUGUUUUUUUUUAAAUUAACUUGAACUCCGUCAAUGUUGGGAAGUUGAAGGUUAUCACUUUUUUUUUUUUUAAAUGGCCAGUUAUUGCUGCAGAGAGAGUUGGGGGGAUUUUUUGUCCACACAAGCAUCCUUGAAAAUGUUUCCUGUUAGAUCAGAUAUAUUGUCUUUUAAUUUAAACUAGUAUUUAUUUUAAAUUAUUUGGAGGUUGUUAAAAGCUGUCAAAUAAUUUUGUAUUUGAGAGGAAAAAUAAUCCUGUGGCUUAGCAAAAAAGCCAUUUUACCUCUCCACACCAAUUCUUUCAAUGCCUAUUACAAACUUAAUUUCUUUCUGUCUUUUUUUGUUUUAAGCCUAGGUUGUAGUGACUGCUCUCUGUUUUUAAUAGGUAAGUCUUACACAACCCAUGCUCUUUGAGGGGA